UGUCGGGAGGGGAAAGCGUUACGGGGUUGCUUAUUGCCCGACGAUAGCAACGCCCUUGACGGAACUUCUAUUUUUAAGGGAAAAAAGCCACUACCGGCGCCUUUUGUAGGCAGGAGGGAAAGGGCGAUGGCGAAUAUACUAGUCUUGAAGGAUUUUCCGAGCAAGAUAUCCGCGCUGUGGAUUACAUUCUUGCAGUUUAUGAGAUAUGCGUUUGGUUCGGCAAUGAUGAUUGGGGUGGCCCCAGAAUAUCUUGCAAUAUGGCUUGUGUGGCGAGGUGCUUCACUAGUCCUCCCUUCCUGGAUAUACCAGUGGGGUGACGACAAACUUUAUUCUCUCUAUCAGCGGCUAGUUCUCUUUUUCUUUGAGACAUGUACAAAUUUAGAGGUGGUGUUGUAUGGUGAUGCUGUAGAAGCUCUGAAAAAGAGAGAAAGUGUCUUAUAUCUUGCCAACCAUCAAUCAACAGUUGACUGGCUUGUUGCUGACAUGGUCUCUGUCCGAGGUGGAUCCUUAGGACAUCUGCGCUAUGUGAUGAAAAAUACGCUACAACUGAUCCCACUCUACGGGCACUACUUCUACACACACGGUUGUAUUUAUGUGAGACGUGGGAAAUUCAAUCAGGGAAAAAUGGUUGAAGCCCUGGACUACCUCAAACACCCGAAGAUUCCUACUUGGUUGGUGAUCUUCCCAGAGGGUACGCGCUACUAUCCAGGGAACCCAUCUGUCAUCAGGAAGUCAGAGGAGUACGCAAGGGACCACAAUCUUCCGGCGAUUGGAACAGUGACUGCUGCUAAGGAAGAUGCCAAGGUCUCGGUUAGAAAGUGCUCCGAGAAAACAGUGCUGAAGCAUCACUUGGUCCCGAAAACCCGAGGAACGUGGUUAGUCACCAAACAGUUACAUGAUAAGCUGGAUGCCGUAUAUGACGUGUCUGUGUUCUAUGAGGGGACUGUGAAUGAGCAAGGCAUCAGAGGAAACGCACCACAGCUUAUAGGGUUCCUGAUGGGAAAGUGUAAGAAGGUCCACAUACACAUCAGGCGCAUCCCCAUGUCUGAAGUGCCGAGGGAGGAGGAGAAACUCGGAGAAUGGAUGAUUAAGCUCUAUCAGGAUAAAGACGAACUGGCGGAGAACUUCUUCACCUCAGAUAGUGAGAAACGAAACACAGUUGAAGAGCGGUUGAAUGGCCAAAAGACGUCACUAAAGCUUUGGUCAACUCUCUCUUCCUUCCUGUUCUUUAGUGUUCUCACAGUGCCAUUCAUCUGUACUAAACUCGGAAGGCAGAUGUACCUCCAGUUACUGUUCUAUGGAAGCCUUGGGUCUUACGGGUGGCUUGCCAUACGCAAUGUUUGUUGAAUCUAUUUUUAAAGAGGAAAAAACUUCUGAAUUUGAAAAUGGAGGUAUUGAGUUCAUUUUUUUUCUUCCAUGUCCUUGCCAAAAAUGCUGCCAGUGAUGACAAAUGGCACGAGGAACAAAGCAGGGCUGCAUAAGGGGUACCUCCAGAGCUGUUUCAUGAAAUCACAUUAUAGGUGAAACAGGAGGUUAUUCGAAAAUAGUUUUUAUGCGUAUACUUGGAUGAGAUGUUAUGUGUGCAUCAAUUUUGGGAUGUUUCGUGGUACUGGAUCAUCCUAAUGAUUUUUAUGUAAAGAAUGUGGUAAAUGGGAACUUGUAUAUUAAUUAAACAUUUAUCUCAGAUCUUCCGUUGUGCACAGGUAGAUUUUUGAAGUAUUACAUGGUUUUUCAUGAAGUGCAAGUCAGUUUAACUGGAUACAAAAUACAGAAAAUUGACACUUUUGAUUAUCAUAUACUUUUUCAUAUUGUAAUUAUUGUAUAUUAUCUAGGAGUUUCAGUAGAUAAAACAUGGCAGUUCUUUGUCAUGUAAUGAAUGAAGCUUGUAAGAAAUAAAGAAAUAUUCUCAUAAAUGAAGAUUUGUUUUUGAUAGCUAAUUCCAGCAAAUUGAAAGAAUACAUGCAUGAGUUUGCAUGGACAUUAGUUAUGUAUUGUAUACUGGACUAAUCCUUAUAAUAAUUUAUUGGACAGACUGAUUCUCUGUUAUAUUUUUGUUAGUAAUUACGAUUAUUUCUAUAAUGAGAUACAAAGAUUUGAAAAGCAGAUAAAAAGGAACAAAGAAAGUGAAAAAUCGGAUAUACACAUCCCUAUGUGCACACACACGUGCAUCCCCAUACCCCCCACCCAUAAAUGUGUGUACAUGUAUUGAUAUUUACCAGCCAUUGAUAUUGUAUAUGAUAGUUUUGUUGUAAAAGAAAUCAGAUGCUCAAUAUGUUUUUUGCAAGGCAAUAGUGUUUCCUGAAAAUUAUUUUUUAUUUGCAAGAGUGUUCCUGUCUACUUAUUAAACCAUAAUUGAAGAAAAGUAAUUUGUCAUCAUAAGGUUGGGGAUGUUUGUGAACAAAAAUGCUAUAUAUAAGGUAAUGAUAUUAAUGAUAUGAAUAAUGCUUUCACACAUUAUCAUAACACUGUUAUCUGUUUGUGAACAGAGUAGUAGUAAUAAUAAUCUAUGAAAAUUUAUAUGUUUGUUCAUAUUGCUGUUUUUUGUCACAUAACUGCAUUGAGAAAGUAAUUAUCACAGAUGCGCUUAUUAUAACAAUGAGAUUGAGAGAGACUAGACAAUUGUUUAAGGCAUCAGCAUGUCUCUGAGAAAUUACAGCAUGUAAAAUAUAUGUAGAGGUGUGAUGUUUUUUGUUACAUUUUUUCUCUGUCUCACAUUUUUUUCUCUUUCAUUCUUCCUUAGCUGUCUUGUUUAUGUAAAAUGAUUUUCUUUCAAUUUCUUUUGAGGUACAGUAGCAUCAUAGAAGUCUUCUGGUGUGAAAGAAGAAAAUAAUUUUUAUAUUGAUUUUUUAGCAUUAGACAGUGUUCUUUUUUUCUGUUGCCAGUUGUGUUAUUUUAUUUGUAUGCUUACUGCACAUUUAAGGAGUACAAUGUAGACUGGUAUUAGGGCAACAUAUUUUUCGAGAAUUGAGCCUAGAGAACAUUUUGUUAAAGUAUGAGAUCCGUCGGUGCUAACCUGUUAUAGAUAACUACUGUGAGGGCAUCUCAUAUUAAUGUUAUGAAGAGAACACAGGAAUUGUAACAUCUUUAUAUAACAACUUUCUCAGAUGAGGAAGCUGUUAAGAGCUCAAAAUCAACCCUUCCUAAGGAGCCGUGGUCUUAUGUGAUAGAUGAAAAUACAAAGAAAAAAAUAAUAAAAUAUUAAAUACCG
This is a messenger RNA of Penaeus vannamei (Pacific white shrimp), 3208 nucleotides long. RefSeq names its product 1-acyl-sn-glycerol-3-phosphate acyltransferase epsilon. NCBI's taxonomy places the organism in Eukaryota, Metazoa, Arthropoda, Malacostraca, Decapoda, Penaeidae. The record is from RefSeq and is a predicted model, not a curated record. Gene Ontology annotation, cellular component: endomembrane system; mitochondrion. Gene Ontology annotation, molecular function: acyltransferase activity.